Tinamus guttatus (white-throated tinamou) is the source of this 406-nucleotide messenger RNA. NCBI's taxonomy places the organism in Eukaryota, Metazoa, Chordata, Aves, Tinamiformes, Tinamidae. The record is from RefSeq and is a predicted model, not a curated record.
CGUAUCAGCAGUAGAGGUCAAGACUCCAGAGGAGAUGUUUGUUGAGAAUGGGACAGAUGCAAAGCUUCCAUGCACGUUUACAUCCAUAGAAGUGAUCAGCAGUGCAGCAUCUGUUUCUUGGAGCUUUCAACCAGAGGGAGCAGCAACUCCUAUCUCAUUUUUCUAUUACGUGAAUGGAAAGUCAUACCCUGGAAAGGAUAUACCAUUUAAAGACAGGAUCACUUGGGCUGGAGAUCUUAACAAGAAAGAUGCUUCUAUCAAUAUAGCAAACAUGCAGUUCCGAGACAACGGCACUUACAUUUGUGAUGUGAAGAACCCCCCUGACAUCGUUGUCAGGCCAGGUGAAAUCCGACUUAGAGUUGUGGAGAAAGCAGCCUGCCACUCACUUGCUAACAAAACUUGGUAG